Molecule: messenger RNA, 2255 nt
Organism: Pangasianodon hypophthalmus (striped catfish)
Lineage: Eukaryota; Metazoa; Chordata; Actinopteri; Siluriformes; Pangasiidae
Exons: 1
Coding region: 117-1022 (301 amino acids)
Molecular function (GO): zinc ion binding
Source: RefSeq, a predicted model, not a curated record
ACUUGUUUUCUACAUACCUAUCCUCAUACUCUCACAGCCAAUCACACAAAAUAUAACCAGGAGGCUUCCUUUUGUUGCUCUUCGACACAGACUGGUACUAACGUAAACAGCACAUUAUGAGCACAUUGAAUGAUGAUAAAUGUGAAAUGGCAGAGGUAGCUCGCAAGAACCAGGACCCUUUCAGCUGUCCUAUCUGUUUGGACCCACUUGACAAUCCGGUAACAAUUCCAUGUGGACAUAACUACUGCAUGGCUUGCAUUGAGGAUUACUGGAAUGAGGACAAGCAAUUGGAGUCCUACAGCUGUCCUGAGUGCAGGGAAACCUUCACACCGAGGCCUGCUCUUAACAAGAACACCAUGUUUGCUGAGGUGGUAGAGCAAUUUAAAAAGGUAAGACUACAGGAUGCUUCACCCUGCAACCGUGGACCUGCAAACGUGGAAUGUAGCAUCUGCACUGAAAGAAAAAGGCAAGCUGUCAAAUUCUGCCCAGACUGUGUCGAGUCAUACUGCGAGGCUCAUACAGUUAGGCAUGAGAAAGCAAACUGUGGAGAGAAACACAUUGUAGUAGUCAUUAGCAGAGAGCCUCGAAUGGAUAUCUGUCUCCGUCAUAACGUCCCACUGGAGAUAUACUGUCGAACCGACCGGCAGUUAAUCUGUUCUCUUUGCUUCGCUGAAAGCCAUAGAGAUCAUGAUGCGGUUUCAGUCGCGCCAAUAAGCGCAGAAAGACGGGACCAUAAAAGUUCCCGCAUGGAUACACAGCAUGGGAACAGGCACACAUCCCACAAGCAUGGAAGGAGGAAACACAAAAGAAACAGGCAUGGUAAUGGACAUGGGAGUAGACACAGAAGCAGCUCCAGAAAGACCUUGCAUUUGAAAAACAGUCAUGAAGUGAGUCAUGAAUGUCAUGGGAGUAAUAUGAUCAGGCAUGGGCAUGUUGUAGGAGAUGGGCAUAUGAAGAGCAAACAUAGGAGUAGACAUGGAAGCUGGCACAUGAGCAGCAGGCAUGAGAGAAAUCAACACUAAUGUUAAAAAGCAUUAAGAUGUGGAGAAUGGUGUGGAAUAUGGCAUGAUUAUAGAAGGCCGUAAGGUCAGAUAUGAGGAAUGGAGGAAGCACUCAAUACUGCGAUUCUUUAUUUGAACCUGAGAUACUUAAAACUUUCUUGCAAGUGAAAAUGUUAAAUUAUUUUUGAAUUAAUGCAUUUAAAUGUUACAAGUAUUAUUUAUUAACAAGUAUUGAGGAUUUCAAAAUGUGCAUCAUGGCGAGUAUUUCUCAACAAAAAGUUUAUAUUUCCAUCUGAUUUUGCAUGAAUUUGAUCUUUUAUAUAAUCUACAAUUUUUUUAUGUUUCUGUAUCUUUAUAUUUUUGUAACAUUAUGGAUGCUGGCAUCUUCAAAUGACUUUCAAAUCCUAAUGAGUGCUCAAUUUCAUACUUACAAUUAUUAAGAAAUCUUUCAGACUCUAUCCACUCACUAAAUCUGUUUAAGCAGUUAAUUCUGAUUACCUAAAAGUUAAUAGUGCUUUGUACAUAAUUUAUAUGAAACUAUUAGUUAUGAACAUAGAGGGAAAAAAUAAUGGUUCCAGACAAUGUAGAAUACAGUGUGUAAAUAUAUAACUGAGUGAAAACAGUUCCACACCCUUACUUCAAAAGUACAAAAGCUAAAAAUUAAAAAAAUCAAAAAAAAAAAAAAAUCAAAUAAGUUAAAUUUUCACUGAUACACUAUCAAGCAACAAAAAUGCCAAAAAGUGUGUUAUAUUAAAAGUGAACCAUUCAAAAAUGAUUUGUGAACUUUUAUUCCACUUGCCUCCUGAAAGCCUCCUGCUGUGUCAAUGGUUCUUCCAAGUAUUUCACUGUUUGUACUGGUGUCCCCUAAACACUUUGAGAUCUUUUUAUACCCUUGUCCCACUGGGUGAUUAUUUUCUGUUACAAGGCUAGUGAUUACUGUUUUUCUGAUCCCAAUGACACUUUACUUGAAAGUUUGGCUUCUCUGCAUUAGACAUGUACUAACUGUUUCAAGUUGUUAGACACAUUAAUGAGGUACAAUCAAAUAAAUUACCCCAUCAAUUACCCAUGGUUCUCAAAGUGGGGUCUGGGAACCUUCAGGGUUCCAUACUUGAUAUCCACAAGGUCCCUGACUGUGUUGCCUCUUUAAAAAUCACAUGACUCUGGACAAUAUCAACUAGUAUCAAGGGUAUGGUUAAAAUUUAAUCAUCAGUGCUAUAAGCCUACCUGACUUGAAAUCAAAGAGUUUAAAUUAAA